AUGGCUGUCCUCAAGCUUUUCGUUGCUGCUCUGCUGGGGAGGGUUUCAUGCUACAGUAUCCCAUGGGGUACAGGAGAUACCGAAACCAUCUCCAAGAGGGCUACUAGCUUCUGGUAUGCCAAUAUGGACCACACAGGCCAGGCUCGCGGCUAUGCGCCGGACCUGGGCGACGACUACAGCUAUCCCGUAUAUAUUGCUGUGAAUCCCGGCGAUGGCCCUGGUAUCGCGAACGCCAUAAAAGACGCGGGAAGUGGUAAUACGCGGCAUUCUCAAUGGUUGGCGUCUCAACCAAGGGUAGUCUAUAUCCCACCUGGGACGUACGAAGUCAGCGAGACCAUUCGUAUGAACACCGAUACUAUUCUCAUGGGUGAUGCCACAAACCCGCCUACAAUCAAAGCUGCAGCCGGUUUCUCGGGAGAGCAAACCCUCCUGUCCGGUCAGGAUCCGGGAACUGGUGGGAGGGGGGAACUUUCCUUUGCGGUUGGGAUUAAAAAUAUAAUACUUGACACUACUAGUAUUCCAGGAGGUAACGAAUUUACUGCACUCGGCUGGGGAGUUGCCCAAGCAGCACAGUUGCAGAAUGUCAGAAUUGUUAUGGCAUCAUCUGUUAACGGCAAGGGACAUACUGGUAUCCAACUUACGAGGGGCUCUACUCUCGGUCUAGCUGACGUUCGAGUCGAACGCGGACAGAACGGGAUUUGGCAUAAUGGUCAUCAGCAAGCCCUUUACAAGAGUAUUUAUUUUCACGAAAACACGGUCGGUAUGCUGAUAAACGGCGGGAAUACUAUUAGCAUUAUCGGCGCGACGUUUGAAACCGUCGGAACCGCAGUUCAGCAUGAUGGCGGUGCCCCGUGGGUUGCACUUAUUGACACAAAAUCCAUCAAUUCCGGCGUAACUUUCAUAACUUCAGGAUACCCAUCAUUCCUAAUCGAGAACCUGGACAAAGAUACUAACUCGGAUAUUGCUCAUGUGCGAGGAGACACAGCACUGGGUCCUAAAAGUCAUGUGGAUAACUAUUCAUAUGGAAACACCGUGAACAGAAAUCCUAUCUACGGCCCCGUGUCCUCAUCAUUGAACCGACCCGCUGCUUUGGCACCGAAUGGCAGGUAUCCAGUUGUCCCCGCUCCCAACUAUGCCAAGAACCCUGUCUCGGACUUUAUCAACGUGAAAGACUCGGCCCAAAACGGCGGUCACAAAGUACUGGGAGACAACAGUGUGGACGAGUCGGGGGUGCUUAACCAAGUAUUACAACAUGCAGCAGAUAAUAACAAGAUUGCUUAUUUCCCAUUCGGCAAGUAUAGAGUAGACGAUACAUUAAUCAUCCCGAAAGGCUCGCGUAUUGUUGGCGAAGCUUGGGCGACGAUCACUGGUAACGGCGCCAAGUUCAAGGACUCGGCUAAUCCGAGACCGGUUGUCUCUGUCGGCAAAAAUGGCGACGUUGGAACGGCUCAGAUCCAAGACAUGCGGUUCACUGUCUCCGAUGUCCUUCCUGGUGCCAUCAUUCUACAAUUUAACAUUGCAGGCUCGUCUCCCGGGGACGUGGCCUUGUGGAACUCGCUAAUUACCGUCGGUGGCACGCUCGGAGCGUCUGCGCUUGCUAACGCUUGCGGCGAUCCGAGUCACGAAUGUCAGGCGGCAUUCCUUGGAUUACAUUUCACUUCUGGCUCAUCGGUGUACGUUGAAAAUGUAUGGAAUUGGGUUGCCGACCACUUCACCGAGGGGAGCGGCGGUUGCAAUAUAGCUGCGAAAGGCGGCGCUCUUGUCGAGUCUACCAAAGGCACCUGGCUCCACGCGCUCGGCAGUGAACAUUGGUGGCUAUAUCAGCUCAACUUGCGGAACGCGAAAAACGUCAUGGUUAGCUUGCUGCAGUCGGAAACGAACUAUGACCAGGGCGAUAACGUUCAGCAAACACCGCCAGCUCCCUGGACAGCGGAUGUGAAGAACUGGGGAGACCCGGAUUUCUCAUGGUGUAGUGGUGGAGAUACUAGAUGUCGAAUGGGGUUCGCAAACUACAUCCAAGGCGGCUCCGAUAUAUACACGUACGCAUCCGCAUCCUGGGCCUUCUUUAGCGGCCCGUCCAACCAGGGAUGUUCGGGAGAUUGCCAGGACUACAUGCAUUGGAUUGCCCAGACACCCGCAAACCUCAAGGCAUACGGCAUAUGCUCCAAGAGCACUCGGACGGCUCUCCGUCUCGGGGACGGAACCAACAUCCUCACACAGCCAGAUUUCACAGGGUCCUGGGGAAGUUUGGUGGCCCGUUACACGUCGUAA
Molecule: messenger RNA, 2271 nt
Organism: Daldinia decipiens
Lineage: Eukaryota; Fungi; Ascomycota; Sordariomycetes; Xylariales; Hypoxylaceae
Product: glycoside hydrolase family 55 protein
Exons: 8
Coding region: 1-2271 (756 amino acids)
Molecular function (GO): polygalacturonase activity
Source: RefSeq, a predicted model, not a curated record